Messenger RNA from Aspergillus saccharolyticus JOP 1030-1, 1624 nucleotides. Its product is annotated as putative 2-oxo acid dehydrogenases acyltransferase. Gene Ontology annotation, cellular component: mitochondrion; cytoplasm. Gene Ontology annotation, molecular function: acetyltransferase activity; lipoic acid binding. The record is from RefSeq and is a predicted model, not a curated record. Bases 73 to 1476 code for a protein of 467 amino acids. The transcript has 4 exons. Lineage: Eukaryota; Fungi; Ascomycota; Eurotiomycetes; Eurotiales; Aspergillaceae.
CGCUGCUGGGGGCUUCUCUUUCUGUAAUCCAUUUCUCUUUCGCUCCUGUGCUGGUCUCUUCCUCAAAAUACCAUGAACAUGCUACGGUGCAGCGGAGGCCUUUCCCGGGCUCUUCGCCGUCAACAUCCACGGGCCCUUCCGAACUAUACACUGCCCAUUCCUCGUCGACUAUUUCAUGGAGCCGCGCCCUUGUGGGGAGUUAAAUCGCAAGUGCUAAAGGAUGUCGGCGAGGGGAUUACGGAGGUCCAGAUCAUCCAAUGGUACGUUGAAGAAGGGGCACGUAUCGAGGAAUGGAAGCCGCUAUGUCAAUACCAAUCCGAUAAGGCAGUCGACGAUAUCACGUCUAGAUACGAAGGCGUGGUCAAGAAGCUUCACUUUCAAGCCGACGACACAGUCCCGACAGGCAAGGCACUAUGCGAUAUUGAAGUCGAGGACGGAAAAUACCCUGACGACAGCCCGCCUAAACCCACCCCGGAGCCCAUGAUCGCAACACCUGAGCCACCCAAUCCGCAACCCACACAACCCCAGCAAACCCAACAGGCUUCUCAACCUCUACAACCGCAGGUCAGCAUCAGUGUCCCGAAAUCAAUCCAUGCAACUCUCGCAACCCCAGCAGUCAGAGGGCUGCUAAAAACCCUGAAUGUCAAUAUCGAGGAGGUUCAAGGCACAGGCAAGGAUGGCCGGGUUUUGAAAGAGGAUGUACAGCGGUUCGCUAUGAGGCGUGACUCUGGAGUCACUGCAAGGUCCACAGCGCUGGAAGAGUCGCAAGCUGAAACAGCAGUCAAAUUAUCACCAAUCCAGUCCCAAAUGUUCAAGACCAUGACCCGCUCUCUCACCAUCCCUCAUCUGCUGUUCGCAGACGAGCUCAACAUCAACGCCGUCAACUCCAUGAGAAGGAAGCUUGCAGCCGACUGCAAAGAUCCAAAGAAGAUUACCUUCUUGUCGUUUGUCGUCAAGGCAGUAUCGCUUGCGCUCAACGAGUACCCCCUUCUUAAUGCAAGGGUUGACGCAACCAACCCAGACAAGCCACAAAUCAUCAUGCGCUCUAAGCAUAACAUUGGCAUUGCAAUGGACACCCCGCAAGGGCUGAUUGUUCCUAACAUCAAAGACGUCGCUAAUCGCUCGAUCUUGGAUGUAGCAUCAGAGUUGACGCGACUCAGUGCUCUGGGCAGGGAAGGGAAGAUAACACCUGCCGACCUCAGCGGUGGUACUAUCACUGUCUCUAACAUUGGGAACAUUGGCGGUACUUAUGUCGCACCGGUACUCGUUCCGACGGAAGUGGCAAUUAUGGGUAUCGGGAAGGUCAGGACUCUACCUGUCUUCGACGAAGCAGGCCAAGUCACGAAAGGGGAGCUCGUCAACUUUAGCUGGAGUGCUGAUCAUCGCGUGGUGGAUGGCGCGACCAUGGCACGGAUGGCGAAUAGAGUGCGGGAGCUGGUUGAGAGCCCUGAACAAAUGCUUGUGAGCCUGCAGUAGCAUAGAGAGAGUUUGUAUCCAGUCAGCGUCAAAGAACAGCCCCUAUCUUGUCUUUCAGCUUCCUUUUACGAAGGGGCUCAGCGUUUCAGAAACCCAUGGUUAGCGAUGUUGAUGCGAGAAUUGUAAUAAUGAAUGGACAUGAUUAUAA